UCCCGCCGCCGCCGGCCCCCGGCCGCCGCCACCAUGCAGGAGCUCAUCGCCAGCGUGGACCACAUCAUGUUCGACCUGGAGCUGGCCGUGGAGCAGCAGCUGGGCGCGCAGCCGCUGCCCUUCCCCGGCAUGGACAAAUCGGGUGCUGCUGUCUGUGAAUUUUUUUUAAAAGCGGCCUGUGGAAAAGGAGGCAUGUGCCCCUUCCGACACAUCAGUGGGGAAAAGACAGUUGUUUGCAAACACUGGCUACGUGGACUGUGCAAAAAGGGAGAUCAGUGCGAGUUUCUGCACGAGUACGACAUGACCAAGAUGCCUGAGUGUUACUUCUACUCUAAAUUUGGGGAAUGCAGUAACAAAGAGUGUCCAUUCUUGCACAUUGACCCGGAGUCUAAGAUCAAAGACUGUCCCUGGUAUGACAGAGGCUUCUGUAAACAUGGUCCCUUGUGCAGGCAUCGACACACUCGAAGAGUCAUUUGUGUGAAUUACCUCGUAGGAUUCUGUCCAGAGGGGCCUACCUGUAAAUUCAUGCACCCUCGCUUUGAACUGCCUAUGGGAACCACAGAGCAACCACCACUGCCUCAGCCGACACAAACACAGCAAAAGAGGACACCGCAAGUCAUUGGAGUCAUGCAGUCCCAGAACAACAACUCUGGGAACAGAGGCCCCCGGCCGCUGGAGCAGGUCACUUGCUACAAGUGUGGUGAAAAAGGUCAUUAUGCCAACAGAUGCACCAAAGGACACCUGGCCUUUCUCAGUGGACAGUGAAAGAGCAGAGAGGAGAGUGCAAGGGAGCUAUUAACACUGAGAAAAGGUUUCUGCCUAGCACUAUUUUUUGAACUAUUGAUCAGGUUGUUUUUCUUUUUAAUGCCAUUAUUGAAAGAAUUGGUCAGAGGCUGGCUGCUGCUAAGCAACAUUUUUGUAAUUGUUCACAACUCUUUUUAUGUUUUAACCUUUUUAAAAUAGGUUUUGGCCUCUGACUACUUUCAUUGAGCCCUGCUGGAAGGUAGAUGGAAAAGCGAAUAGAUACGCAAACCCCUCUCUGCUGCAGCAUUCUAUAUAAACACACCCUUACUCCAGUGUUUCCUUAAAGUGUUUUCUUUCUGCUACUGCUCUUUGGGGAACCUGCAGCCUCCCAGCACUGCCUGGGGAAACAGAAAGACGGAGUGGGAGAACUUAUUCUUGAAAUGCCCUCCCUUCAGUGAGGGAGCAGCAAUAGGGCUGUCCCAUAAUUCUUAAAAAGCAAAYUCGUGUUCCUAGAGCGCGGUGGUGUGAGUGAGCUUGUCCUGGGAGCUAAUGCCUCGCACCAGGACGUCAGCCCCUCAUCCACUGGCUUUGUUUUUGUGCUUCUUACUAUACUGAAGGUUAAAAAUUAAUCUUUUUGCGCGAGAACCCAUCAGCAUGGAGUGGGGAGAAUAAAAUUUGCACCUCUAGGGUUAGGUAAAGUACGAGGAGCAAUGACUAUAGGAAAGCCUUAUUUUUGCCCAUUUUUCCUUUGGAAAAAGCAAGUAGGGAAAUGAACGAGGCUUUAAGUUUUAGAAUAAAAUAUACAUCUCUGUCUCCCCUCAGCCAUUCAGCUCRCACUGACCAGGUAUUCCCCUAGCCCAGAGAACACCAAAAAGUGGAGCUGUGUAUUCCUAUGGAAUGCUGCUUUUAAAAAAGUGCUAGAACAUCCUUCUAUACUCCUGCCAGCCCAAACCCAGUACUUUUUGAGAAGACUACUUCAAAAGGGCCAAUGAUAAAAUGUGAAUUAAAAAAAAAGCACCUACAAUGUGAGCCUUAUUGAUUCUAACCCAUCUUGCAUUUGCUGACUGCCUUUAUACUUUGUUUUUAUUGAAAUGUAUUAUUGCAAAAAGUUGGCUGUGGCAUUUGUUUGUUGUACAAAAMCAAAUUAUAGCCAGAUAUAACACAUGGCUAGAAUAACAGU
This is a messenger RNA of Nothoprocta perdicaria, 1924 nucleotides long. RefSeq names its product cleavage and polyadenylation specific factor 4 (gene CPSF4). Lineage: Eukaryota; Metazoa; Chordata; Aves; Tinamiformes; Tinamidae. Gene Ontology annotation, molecular function: zinc ion binding; RNA binding. Bases 34 to 765 code for a protein of 243 amino acids. The record is from RefSeq and is a predicted model, not a curated record. The transcript has 8 exons.